AUGUUUGCAUUGCCGUCAUUCACGGGGUAUAUUGAAGCAAAUGUCAAAAAUAUAAAAUUUCUCAUGUAGCUUAAUUAAAUCUUAAAUUUGUUUCUGGAGUUUGAAAUUUUUGUUUUUUGUUAUUGAUUAGAAAAGGAAUAAAUUCGAGACUCCCUUGGGUCCUUUCUUACAAAUCAUGGCUACUUCUGAAAAGAUGUCAACCCGUCCUACCACGGGAUAUAUACCUGAAAAUAUGGUUCAAUGUAAAGUUUGUGGCAGGCGCUUCAAUCCUGACCGUGUCACCAGACAUGAGGAAAUCUGUGAGAAGACAUCGACCAAGAAGCGCAAGGUUUACGAUAUAGCCAAGCAUCGACUUAAAGGAACGGACAUCGAACAGUAUGUGCGUAAGACAGCGAAGAUCAACCAUCGAUAUGCCCCUGGCAAGGAGCUGGCAGUAGUCGCAAAUGGACGACCUGAUAAGAAAAGUGAUUGGCGCCGGAAGCAUGAGGAAUUCAUUGAAGCUAUACAAGCCGCUAAGAAAGUGCAAGUACAUUUAGCACGUGGUGGGAAAUUAGCGGACCUUCCACCACCACCACCUUCGGAAAAUCCAGAUUAUAUUGAGUGUCCGCAUUGUCAUCGGCGUUUCAACGAAGCAGCAGCAGCCAGACAUAUACCGAAAUGUGCUUCGUACCUUCAUAAUAAGCCGAAACCUGUCAGGAAAUACUAGUUGCUGUAUAGACAGGCCUCAUAGAAGUUUGCUUUUGUUCACUAAAAACGUUUCAAAAUGUUUGGAUUCUAUUGGUGAAGCUAUACGCGAAAUACGCAUUUCUAAAGUUCUUUACAAAAAGGGUUUGUUUUCUUC
Molecule: messenger RNA, 841 nt
Organism: Hermetia illucens (black soldier fly)
Lineage: Eukaryota; Metazoa; Arthropoda; Insecta; Diptera; Stratiomyidae
Product: zinc finger C2HC domain-containing protein 1A-like
Exons: 2
Coding region: 176-706 (176 amino acids)
Source: RefSeq, a predicted model, not a curated record